Messenger RNA from Carcharodon carcharias (great white shark), 2370 nucleotides. It is a transcript of the gene srp72, whose product is annotated as signal recognition particle 72. Gene Ontology annotation, molecular function: 7S RNA binding; ribosome binding; protein binding. Lineage: Eukaryota; Metazoa; Chordata; Chondrichthyes; Lamniformes; Lamnidae. The coding region runs from base 77 to 2083 and encodes 668 amino acids. The record is from RefSeq and is a predicted model, not a curated record. Gene Ontology annotation, biological process: SRP-dependent cotranslational protein targeting to membrane. Gene Ontology annotation, cellular component: signal recognition particle, endoplasmic reticulum targeting. The transcript has 19 exons.
CGGUGGCGGCGGCGGGCCCAGUUGUUUGAGCUGCGAUCGGUGAGGCUGCGGCCCGGGUGGAACGGGCUGGUCGGGGAUGGCGAGCGGCGGGUCGGUGACUGCGCUGUGGACGGAGGUGAAUCGUUGCGGCCAAACCGCCGAUUACAGUCGGGCCCUGAAAUCACUGAAUAAAAUACUGCAAGAUGACAAGGAUGAUGUCACUGCUCUGCAUUGUAAAGUGGUCUGUCUCGUCCAUAAUGGAAAUUUUAAAGAAGCUCUAAAUAUAAUCCACACUCAUACUAAGGUGCUCACCAGUGAAGCAAUUGCCUUUGAGAAGGCUUACUGUGAAUAUCGACUGAACCGAAUAGAAACUGCAUUGAAGACUAUUGAAAAUGUAGGGCAACGAACCAACAAAUUAAAGGAACUUUAUGGACAAGUGUUGUAUAGAUUGGAACGCUACGAAGACUGUUUAUCAGUUUACCGUUAUUUAAUUCGGAACUCGCAAGAUGAAUACGAAGAGGAAAGGAAGACCAACCUUUCUGCUGUUGUAGCAGCUUUAAGUACCUGGGAAAAUUUGUUUCCUGAUGAUUUGGGCUUACCUGAAACCUCAUAUGAACUGUGUUACAAUGCAGCCUGCACCUUGAUUGGUGAGGGUAAGCUGCCUCAGGCCAUGAAUAAACUUCAGAAAGCUGAAGAACUCUGUCGGCAAUCAUAUUCAGAGGAUACUGAUAUGAGUGAUGAGGAAAUUGAUGCCGAACUGGCAAUCAUCCAUGCUCAGAUGGCUUAUGUUAUGCAACUCCAGGGGCGGAGUGAUGAUGCUUUGCAACUUUACAAUCAAGUGAUCAAAUUGAAGCCCUCAGAUGUUGGACUGCUUGCUGUAACUGCCAAUAACAUCAUCACCCUCAACAAGGACCAAAAUGUAUUUGAUUCAAAGAAAAAGGUAAAACUGACCAAUACAGAGGGGGUGGAGCAUAAACUCACCCAGAAGCAGAUGCAGACUGUCGAAUUCAACAAGGCUUUGUUAGCUAUGCAUACAAAUCAGGCUGAUCAGUGUCGAAAACUAACAUUGGGUUUGCAGAAGCAGAAUCCAGAGACUCCACUACCGGUAUUAAUUCAGGCAGCGCAAUUGUGCCGAGAAAAACAGCAUACCAAGGCUAUUCAGCUUCUGGAGGAAUUCUUGGAGCAGCACCCAGAAAGUGCAGUUGAAAUUAAGAUGACAAUAGCACAGUUAUAUCUGGUCCAAGGUCAUGUUACAAAAGCAUGUGACAUCUUAAGAUCGAUUGAGGAAAAGUUGAAUAAACUAGGGAUGGUCUCUGCAUUAGUUACCAUGUAUAGCCACGAAGAAGAUAUUGAUAGUGCAAUAGAGAUCUUCUGCCAAGCUAUCCAAUGGUACCAAGAACACCAGCCAAAUACCCCAGCUCAUUUGUCACUAGUAAGAGAAGCAGCCAAUUUUAAGUUGAAAUAUGGGCGACAGAAGGAAGCAAUCAGUGAUUUGGAGCAGCUUUGGAGACAAAAUCCUGAGGAUGUCCGGACUUUGGCACAGCUCAUCUCUGCAUAUUCAUUGGUGAACUCAGAAAAAGCCAAGAUACUUAGCAAGCACUUGCCUUCACCUGACACUAUGUCUUUCAAAGUAGAUGUCGAUGCCUUAGAAAAUUCUCAUGGCGCCACAUACAUAAGGAAGAAGGCUGCAAAAGUGGCAGGUGAAAGCCAAUUGAAAGAACGUGGACAAGGAGAUACAAAGAAAAAGAAGAAGAAAAAAAAAGGUAAACUGCCUAAAAAUUAUGAUCCUAAAGUGCCUCCCGAUCCGGAACGAUGGCUUCCCAUGCGGGAACGUUCAUACUAUCGUGGGAGAAAGAAGGGGAAGAAAAAGGAACCAAUAGGAAAAGGAACUCAAGGAGCAACAUUGUCCGCAGCAGCAGAACUUGAUGCUAGCAAGACUGUGAGCAGCCCACCCACAUCCCCACGACCUGGGACUGCAGCAGCAGUUGCAUCUUCCAGCAACAUUGUGCCCCCUCGGCAACAGAAGCCAUCUGCUGCCUCUAAGAAAAAACAGCAACAAAAAAAGAAAAAGGGUGGAAAAGGGGGGAGAUUGUGGAAUAUGUGAUGACGACACAAUCGGAUCAUGGGGUACAUAUUCUGCCUGGGCAUAGAGACUAUUAAAUCUUAAUCAGUGUACAAUGCAUUGGAAACUUUAAUAAUAAAGGGCUUGAUGUGAAGGUCAUUUAAGUGUUUGAAUGUUAAUUUUAUUCCAGAUGCAGUCACCUAUACUGGUACACAGGCAGCUAUUUUUUUAGCUUAUGAGAACCAAACAAAUAAUUCUUAUCAUUAUGCACCCUUUUCUUAGUUCUACCAUGAUUGUUACAAAGUCUUGAAUUAAAGUUUACAUGCAAA